Molecule: messenger RNA, 3237 nt
Organism: Notolabrus celidotus (New Zealand spotty)
Lineage: Eukaryota; Metazoa; Chordata; Actinopteri; Labriformes; Labridae
Product: gamma-crystallin M3-like
Exons: 3
Coding region: 2622-3176 (184 amino acids)
Biological process (GO): visual perception; lens development in camera-type eye
Molecular function (GO): structural constituent of eye lens
Source: RefSeq, a predicted model, not a curated record
UCUCCCUCUCCCCCUCCUCCUCCUACUCCUCCUCUUCUCUCUAUUCAGUGCUGAAGAGGAGCCCAGGGUCCAGAUACCAGAUCAGGGUCUCUUACGCUCUUGACGGUGCGGCAGGACUUGACGCUGUCGCUGAAGGCCAUCCACUGCUGGUUGUCGCUGUACUCUCCAGGACACAGGACGUACUGGAAGCCCUUGUAGGUGGCCCUCUCGUAGACCACCCAGACGCCGCUCUCCACCCGGAUGGAGCUGCAGCGUCCGAAGAACGACUGCAGGUCGGCGCAGUCGCUGCUGCAGGUGUAGCAGCGACCCUGAAACUUCUUCUCCUCGUAGAAAGUGAUCUGUGGAGAGGAGAGAAUCACGAGAGACCUGAAAGAUGUGAAAACAAAUGGAGUGAAAGGAUCAGGUUUGAGUCUCAGGCUUCAUCUCACCUUCCCCAUGGUGGUGCUCUGCAGUCCUGGUCUCCUGCUGCUCCAUCAAAGUAUUUAUCGAUAAAUAAAAUGUGCAGAGUGCAGCAGCUCUUUCAUACUCAAAUGAGGCAGAUUUACAUUUCAGCAGAAUGCGUGUGAGCUGUUUGAUUUGCUUUUGUUCCAGUUUGAUGAUCAGAGUGAAUCAAGCAGCUGCUGGAACAGAGACCGCAUAGAAAGAAAGAUUUUCCACACACUGAUGGAACAUUUUGGCACAUUUUGGCACGCGGACGCAGAAACUAUUUGAUUGUUGUGUGGAAUAAAGAAAAAAAAACAGGUAGCAGAAUCUUUUAAUUCAGCUUUAUUGAUCCCCUAAACAUGUCGUUUAACAUGAGUCUGUGAUGCGUCUGAUGGAGCUGAACCUGGUCAUGUUGUUCAGGCCCAUCUCCCUCAGGCUCCUGUACUCGCCUGGUCUCAGGUACAGCAUGCGGCCUCUGAAUCCGGGCUGCUCGAACAUCAGCCAGUGUCCGUCCAUCACGUUGCAGGACUGACAGUCAGACAUGCGGAGACGGUCCAUCAUGCUGUCGCAGUCGUCGAUCAGCUCGUGCAUCUGGCCCCCGAAGUUCUCGCGCUCGUAGAUCUUGGUCUUGAAUGGCCCACGGUGCUGUGAGGGGGGGAACCGUGACCACACAUUGAUCAUUAAGACAUAGAGACUUCUAAAUAAAGGACGAGGAGGAGGAUAAAAACGCCUCUUUUCACCUUCACCACAUUUAAAAACAUCAGACACAUCCUAGUCUCAAAUUAUGUCCAUAAUCUAGGCUGGAUUACUGUAAUCUAAUCUCUGGUUUAGUUACCUGCAAUUAUUUUAUCUAAGUAAUUUCUGUCUAAUGUUAUGUAAUCUGACCUAAUCUAAUCUAAUCUCUGGUGUUUCUAAUGUUGAGUAAUCUAAUUUAAUAUUCUGUGUUUCUAAUUUCAUAAUCUGAGCUAAUCUCUAGUCUUUCUAAUGUCACAUAAUCUAAUCAAAUCUGUGGUGUUUCGAAUGUCACGUAAUCUCAGCUAAUCUCUGCUGAAACAACUGAACACUGCUUUGGACUGUCUGAUAUUUGGUGUAUUUUAUGUAAUCUCUGUAGUUUCUAAUCUAAUGUCUAGUCUGAAAGUGUAAUCUGUGCGUUUCUCUGUCACCUCUGGCUAAUCUAUUUGAGCUAAUCUUCAAUCUCUCUGGCAAUCUAUUCUCUGUUUUAAUAUAAUCUGUACUUCUAAUCCCUGGUGUGUAUCAUCUAAUCUCUGGUGUGUACAUACCUGGGGGAUCAUGCGGCUGGACCGGAUGCAGUCGCUCAUACUCAUGCCCAUCAGUCUCUGGUUAUCAGGGUACUCGCCCCUCCUCACCAGCAUCUGGUGGCCCAUGAAGUUGGGCUUCUCGUAGACCAUGAAGAGGCCGCUCUCCACCCGGCAGGAGUUACACCUGCUCAGGAAAGAGGUGAGCUCAGGGCAGUCGCUGCUGGUCUCAUAGGAACGGCCCUGGAAGUUCCUGUCCUCGUAGAAGAUAAUCUGAAAGAGAGUGUGAGAAACAUCGGUCAGUGAGUUCUCUUUGCAAAGAGGAUGUGGUGAAACCAAAAGGAGAUAAUCGCUCCCUUACCCUCCCCAUGGUCAUGAUACUUGGGAGCUAAUCUCAGAUGUACAGCUUUGACAUCCACCGUUGUCCCUUUUUAUACAUUACACAGCCUUAGCAUUUCCACAUGGCUUGUGCUGAAACCUUUGAGUCAUCAGUCUACAUUGUGUAAGCGUGCAGCUCUAUAGGAUAGCAGACCUCACUGUAUGUUGGAAUCUGCUGCAGUUACUGUUGUUUGAAUAUAUGGCUUUAAUGCUGGAUGCCAUUCACUGAUUCAUAAGGAUGUGAAUGAAUGAUGCAACGGUACAAAUCAAUAAACAGACACAUACAUGUGGUCUUGUCGCUUUUCAGAGUUAAGACGAAAUGUGAAGUUUGUUAAAUGUGAUGAGGUUUUGCUUCUGUGAUGACCUUUGAUGACCUCUAUACACUACAUUCGCCAUACAAUAAGAAGAAUUCAGGUGUGUUUAAAAUGAAUGCAGACCACGUGAAUUCUGGUGAUGAGUCAUGAUGUUUCACACAAAAGGUAGGACAGGUGGUCUGCGGGCAAUCCUCCUUAUAAAAGUGGACCUGAGCUGGCAGCAGGAGCGAAAAAGACCAGAACCGUCAUCAUGGGCCGGAUCAUUCUCUACGAGGACAAGAACUUCCAGGGUCGCUCCUACGAGUGCAGCAGCGACUGCUCCGACAUCCACAUGCACUUGAACCGCUGCAACUCCUGCAGGGUGGACAAUGGCUGCUUUGUGGUGUACGACCGCCCCAACUUCAUGGGGAACCAGGUGUUCCUGAAGAGGGGCGAGUACUCUGACCUGCAGCGCAUGGGAAGCAUGAUGGGCAUGAUGGGAAUGUCCCUGAUGGACAACAUCCGCUCCUGCCGCAUGAUCCCCAUGCACAGGGGUCAGUUCAGGAUGAGGAUCUACGAGAGGGAGAACUUUGGUGGAAAGAUGCAGGAGCUGAUGGACGACUGUGAGUCUCUGCAGGAUCGCUACCUCAUGUCUGACUGCCAGUCCUGCAACGUGAUGGACGGACACUGGCUGAUGUUCGAGCAGCCAGGAUUCAGAGGCCGCAUGAUGUACGUGAGACCAGGAGAGUACAGGAACCUGCGCGACAUGAGCAUGAGCAGCAUGUCCAACAUCAGCUCCAUCAGACGCAUCAUGGACAUGUGCUGAUUGUCUCUAUCUGUGUCACUGAGAAUCUGUGGAUCAAUAAUAAAAUUCAUAUUUUGAAAUA